Drosophila arizonae is the source of this 2599-nucleotide messenger RNA. Its product is annotated as ran-binding proteins 9/10 homolog. NCBI's taxonomy places the organism in Eukaryota, Metazoa, Arthropoda, Insecta, Diptera, Drosophilidae. The record is from RefSeq and is a predicted model, not a curated record. Gene Ontology annotation, molecular function: protein binding.
ACCCAACCAUUUGCAAUGCAUUUAUUUGGCCACCAGCAAAUUUUUUCUCAAUUACCACAGGCAGACGAAUCGCGUGUCGAAGCUGAGCAGCAGGAGCAGGCGCAGCAGCACCACGAGCAGCAGGAACAGGAUCAGGUCGAGCARCAGCAGCAGGAGCAACCGCAGCCAGAGAUAAUCGAGGCGGACACCAUUGCCGAUACGAUUGACGCGGGAACCAUUGAUAACGAUAACGACGCCGUCGUGGAGCGCAUUGACGAUUACGACGACGAGGAGGACGAAGGCGGUGACGACGACCUCGAAGCGGAGGAGGAGGAGGUGCUGGAGGAGGAGGAGGCCGCCGUUGAAGUUGACGUUGACGCUGUCGUUGCUGGACAGCAGCAGGCAGCCGGAACACCACCGCCACCAGCAGCAAGCGCUGCCGUAGCAGUAGCAGCUGCAUCAGCGUCAGGAUCCGGAUCAGCCAGUGGUCAGCAGCGACUUCAUUCUGUUGCCGUUUUGCCCAGCUAUUCCACGGCGCGUGCCCCACUGCCACCAUUACUGCGUGCGCCGCGCAGCAAUCACAACAACAACAGCAGCAGCAGCAAUAACAACAACAACAAUAAUACCAGCAACAACAACAAUAACAACAAUACCAGCAGCAGCAACAACAGCAGCAGCGCCGCAUCGAGUUCACGACGCACGCGUCACUUCUACAGCAACAACGGCAGCCACUUCAGCAACGAUAUGUACGCCGGCGGCCACAAAUCGAGCAGCCAGAGGGAUGGGCACAGCCAGAGCCACAGUUCAUCUCGGCAGGCCAGUGGCAGCGGCGGAGGUGGUGGCGGGAGCGGCACACGAAAUGCAAAUCAAUCGGGUCAUCAGGGCGUCGAUCCCUUGCGUCUGCUCUAUCCGAAUGUGAAUGAGAACGAGACGCCGCUGCCACGCUGCUGGAAUCCACACGACAAGUGCCUCAACAUCGGACUCUCGCACAACAAUCUGCGUGUCACCUACAAAGGCGUGGGCAAACAGCACAGCGAGGCAGCUGGCUCUGUGCGCACCGCAUACCCAAUACCACCGUCCUGUGGCCUAUAUUACUUUGAGGUGCGCAUCAUUUCCAAGGGUCGCAACGGUUACAUGGGCAUUGGACUGACCGCUCAGCAGUUUCGCAUGAAUCGUCUGCCAGGUGGGGAUAAGCAGUCGUAUGGCUAUCAUGGCUACGAUGGCAACUCGUUCAGCUCUUCGUGCAAUGGGCAGUCGUAUGGACCCACUUUCACCACCGGCGAUAUAAUUGGCUGUUGUGUUAAUUUUCUGAACAACACUUGUUUCUACACCAAGAACGGCUUCGAUCUGGGCAUCGCAUUUAGAGACUUGCCGACCAAACUCUAUCCGACGGUGGGCCUGCAAACGCCCGGCGAGGAGGUAGAUGCCAAUUUUGGCCAAGAGCCCUUCAAAUUUGAUAAAAUUGAGGAAAUGAUGCGAGACAUGCGCGCCACUAUCCUGCGCAAAAUCGACAGAUAUCCGCAUCUGCUGGAAACUCCCGAAAAUCUAAUGAACAGGCUGGUCUCCACAUAUUUGGUGCAUAGUGGUUACUGCAAGACAGCUGAGGCCUUUAAUGCCUACACACAUCAACCCUUCGACGAGGACUUGGCCUCAAUCAAGACACGUCAAAAGAUAAUCAAGCUCAUACAAACAGGCAAAAUGAGUCAGGCCAUUGAGAAUACGCUACGCGCAUAUCCGGGCCUCCUCGAGAACAAUAAAAAUCUUUGGUUUGCGCUCAAGUGUCGCCAAUUCAUUGAGAUGAUCAAUGGCGCUGAUAUUGAGCACGCCAAUAACAAAGUGACCGCCACCACACAGACCAUGCCCACAAAUCAAACGUCAGUCAUACAGUCGACCAAGGCGUUCAAGCACAGCAAAACCGGCGGCAAUAUUAGCGGCAGCGCCAGCGGCAAUGGCAGCGCCAGCACCAACACUAACACCAACCAGCCACAAAACAACACUGCGAACUCAGCUGUGAUAAAACCAGGCGAUAAAACAGAUCCCAAAAUCAUGAUUAUUGAUGACAACUCCAACAAGUGUCCGGAGCAUGAUUCAAAUAGCAUGGAUGUGGAAAUGGAGCCUUGCAACAGUCACUCCAAUGGCGACUCCUGUUCAAAUGGCAAUGCCAGUGUAGCACGUAACUCUCUAGAUGCCAUCGAUGAGGAAAUGGAUGUAGAUAUAUCGCCCUCAUCGCGCAAUUAUGGGCGUGUCAUUGAAAAGAUAUUAGAAUUUGGCAAGGAACUGUCUAGCAUGGGCCAGCAGCUAGAGAAGGAGAACCUCAUGACUGAAGAGGAGCGUCAAAUGUUGGAGGAUGCAUUUAGCUUGAUUGCCUACUCAAAUCCUUGGUCCAGUCCCUUGGGCUGGCUAUUGUGUCCCUCGCGACGUGAAAACGUCUCCACCACGCUCAACUCAGCCAUAUUAGAAUCGCUCAAUUUUGAGCGUCGGCCACCGCUGGAGUAUUUGGUGGCGCAUGCGGCUGAGCUACUGAAACUCAUCGGACAGAAUUCGUUGGGCGAGGAUGCUUUCAUUACCAUCGACGAUGUGUUCCCGCAAAAUUGACCCAGUUCGCCGACGCUGCUGAAGA